AUGUACCGUCUCCACCGGUUCGAGCACAUCAUUCCUUGGCGGCUUGUUGCGAAACUGCCGCAGGUGGAGGUUGCGGACGUGGUAGUGGUUUCUGUUGCGGCGGUGUUUGCGUCGGUCCUGCUCGGGUUCGUGCAAUUGCUCAGCAUGCUCUUUGUGUGCAAGCUUUUCAUCGUCGGAGCGUUGGUGCUCAACUGCACGGCCGGGCUGGCUGCUUCGGCGUACUUCUACAGCGAGCAGCAGUGGAAUUUCAUGGGGUUGACCUUGCUCUACACGGCGGUCAUCCUCUAUGUGGCGUGGAAGGUGCACAGGAGAGUCGCAUUCAGCAUCAAAAUCAUCCAGUUGUGCUCGAGGCUGCUGCGGAAGAAGUCGAGCAUCUGGGCGAUCUACGUGGGGAUGCUUGUGCUGAACACCACUCUGUCGCUCUUCUACGUCUUUGUGUUCUUCUGCGUUGCGUCCACCCUGCGGGCAGAUCCGGACAUCCAGAACGAGCACCAGGUGUACCUGGUGCUCAUCUUCGCCGGGCUCUACCUCUCCGAGAUCUUCCAGAACUCGGUCCAGGUGAUUGUUGGGGCACUCUGCGCCAAGUGGUACUUCAACUCGAACGCAAGCACGCUCCGGACGGUCUACAACACUUUUGGCAAGUGUUUCGGCUCGAUCUGCCUCGGCUCGCUUCUUGCGAGCGUCGUGACACUGCUCAAAGAGGUGUGUCUGUGGAUGAACCCCAGCGACAAGCUGCACAGGAUCGCCGUGCUCAAGCCCUUGUGGAAGCUCCUUGAGAUUGCCCUGUACCUGCUCGACAUCGCGGUGCGCUACUUCAACGAGUACGCCUUUGCCUACAUGGCCAUCUACAGCCGGGGAUACGUCCGCUCGUCGUUCAAAAUGUUCCGCCUCUACCACGUGAAGGGCUGCGACACCUUGGUCAACGACUGUAUCAUCAAGGUCAUUUUGCGCUUGUACACGGUCUUCUCCGGCCUCCUUGGCGGCCUCACCGCAUACGGGUGUCUCCGCCUGCUCGACCAUCCGCAGUACUCCUCUGGCAACAGCAGCAUUACGUGGGUGCUUGUGGUCUUGAGUGGCGUCGUCGCCGUCCAGCUGUCCAGGAUGCUCUCUCUGAUCAUAGACGCCUACGUGCACGUGCUUCUCAUCUGUCUUGUCGAACACCAGGACGUGUUAGAAUGGGAACAUGCCCAGAACGAGCCUGCCUUCCGUGCUAUCCACCCGUACCUCGCCCCGUACCCCCGCAAGUGCUGA
This is a messenger RNA of Pichia membranifaciens NRRL Y-2026, 1251 nucleotides long. RefSeq lists its product as hypothetical. Lineage: Eukaryota; Fungi; Ascomycota; Pichiomycetes; Pichiales; Pichiaceae. The transcript has a single exon. The record is from RefSeq and is a predicted model, not a curated record. Gene Ontology annotation, cellular component: plasma membrane. Gene Ontology annotation, biological process: transmembrane transport. The coding region runs from base 1 to 1251 and encodes 416 amino acids. Gene Ontology annotation, molecular function: transmembrane transporter activity.